Messenger RNA from Brassica rapa (field mustard), 3667 nucleotides. Its product is annotated as lysine histidine transporter-like 2. The record is from RefSeq and is a predicted model, not a curated record. Lineage: Eukaryota; Viridiplantae; Streptophyta; Magnoliopsida; Brassicales; Brassicaceae.
UUGUCUUUUGUACCCAAGAGAAGAAAUAAUAUGGGGGAAAAUCAAUUGUCCACACACGAGGCUGCAUCUGCAAGGCAGAAGAAAGUGGACGAUUGGUUGCCAAUAACGUCUUCCAGAAACGCUAAAUGGUGGUAUUCCGCGUUUCACAAUGUAACAGCCAUGGUCGGUGCUGGUGUACUCAGCUUGCCCUAUGCCAUGUCCAACCUAGGAUGGGGACCUGGAGUGACAGUCAUGAUUAUGUCAUGGCUGAUAACGUUUUACACCAUAUGGCAAAUGGUGGAGAUGCACGAGAUGGUUCCAGGGAAGAGGUUCGACAGGUACCACGAGCUGGGACAGCAUGCAUUUGGAGAGAAGCUUGGACUAUGGAUUGUGGUGCCACAACAGCUAAUUGUUGAAGUAGGUGUGAACAUUGUGUACAUGGUGACGGGAGGAAAGUCAUUGAAAAAAAUCCAUGACCUUCUUUGUACUGAUUGCAAAGAGAUAAGAACUAGCUUUUGGAUUAUGAUCUUUGCUUCCGUGCACUUUGUUCUCUCUCACCUUCCUAAUUUUAACUCCAUAUCUGGUGUCUCCCUCGCUGCAGCCGUUAUGUCCUUAAGCUACUCGACAAUUGCUUGGGGAGCCUCGGUGAAGAAAGGGGUACAACCAGAUGUAGACUACACGUUUAGAGCUACGACAAGUUCAGGAAAAGUGUUCAACUUCAUGAACGCACUAGGAGAUGUCGCAUUUGCAUAUGCUGGUCAUAAUGUUGUGUUGGAGAUUCAAGCUACUAUUCCUUCAACUCCCGAGAAACCAUCUAAGAUCCCAAUGUGGAGAGGAGUGGUUGUUGCCUACAUCGUGGUUGCCAUCUGCUAUUUUCCUGUUGCAUUUGUUUGCUACUAUAUUUUUGGAAAUAAUGUGGACGACAAUAUUCUUAUGUCACUGGAGAAACCAACUUGGCUUAUCGUCAUGGCUAACUCAUUCGUGGUUAUUCAUGUUAUUGGAAGCUAUCAGAUAUUCGCAAUGCCGGUUUUUGAUAUGCUUGAAACCUUUUUGGUAAAACAAAUGAUGUUUGAUCCUUCCUUCAAACUCCGUUUCAUCACUCGAACUUCAUAUGUUGCUUUAACCAUGUUCGUUGGCAUAUGCAUUCCAUUUUUUGGAGGAUUACUCGGCUUUUUUGGAGGAUUUGCCUUUGCCCCAACAACUUACUACCUGCCAUGCAUAAUGUGGUUGAUUCUCAAGAAACCAAAGAAGUAUGGAUUGUCUUGGUCUCUUAACUGGUUCUGCAUAGUGGUCGGCGUAAUAUUAACGAUCGUAGCUCCCAUUGGUGGCCUCAGAACCAUUAUCAUGUCUGCCAGUGACUACAAGUUCUUCUCUUGAACAAAUUAUAUGCAGUCAUGCGUUUAUUUUUGGAAUACCGUCUAUUUAGGACUUCCAAAUGUAAUGAUAUUAUAUAUUUAAAUUAAAAACAUGAUUUAAGGCUGCCUCUAAACUUUCUCUUCUUUUGUUGAUGUAUAUGUAUCUUCUAUUUAUAAAUUAUAUAAAUAAUAUUAAACAAAGGUCUAAAUAUGAAACCAUCGAUGUAUACAUCAUGUUGUCUGGGAUAAAUAUAUCGCCUCUUUUACAUGUAUGAUAUAUAGAUUGUUCGUAAAAACGACAUCUAAUUGCACCAUAUAUCUGAUGUUUCAGGUGCUUUUUCUCAUUUGUUUUUUCAAACUUUUAACACGUAGAGAGUUUUACAAUUUAUCCCCAACGAGUUCAAUAUACAAACUAUUUUAAAAAGGAAGUAAGAUAUUAAAAAAGUUUAAAUAUCAUUCAUUUAUUUAUAAAAUAGGUGCUUCUUCCAUACUCAUGUAGAAAUAUUAACAUUUACAAAAUAUAUAAUUUAUAAUAUUGAUUAUUAUUUUAUUCUUAAAGUUUUUUAAUCGUUUAUAAUUUAUAUGUAUGCAAAACAAAUAGGAGAUUUUUUUUUAAAACAUCUGAUUUUACUAAUAAACAAUUUGAUCGAUACAGUUAUUUUUUGAGUAUAUAAGAUUGUCAUUAUUCAUCUCAGUUGAAACAUAAAUGUUUCAUGAUUCUAAAUAGGCUAAAAUAACAUUAGCUUUGUUAUUUGCAUUUAAUUUGGUUUAUUGUCUUGGAUUCAUAAUAUAUAUUUGUAAAAUUAUUUUAAAUUUUGAUAGAUGUUGUUUAGGUAAACAAAUGGGAAAGGGUUGUCAGUUCGGAGUUGUAUAAGUGAACACAAUAAGUAAUUUUUUAAAUUUUAUGCAUGUAUAUAAAUAUUUAUAAUCAAACUAAAUCAUGAUAAUUUUUAACAUAUAAUUUUCACAUGUUCAUUAGUUUUAAGUUAGAAUCACAAUCAGUUCACUUACUUAUACUGUAUGGGCAUAUUGAGUUAUAUAUUUGUUUAAAAUGAACCACAGCUACUUUUGGAUUUUAUUUAAGUUAAAAACUGAUUAGUUUUUGUUGCAUUUAUUUUAGUUUUAAGUUUUAGAUUUGAAAAUAUAUUUUUAUUUUUUAAAGAAAAUACCUAUAUUAUUUUUUGUGAAAAUAAAUUUAAAUUUUAAAAUCUAUAUAUUUUAUUUAUGUUUUUCUAAUAAUAUGAAGAAAAAAAAUUAUAUAUGUUAUAUAUAUAUAAACUUUACAUAUUUAUAGAUGUUUCCUUUUAGUUAUUUAUGUGGGUUUUGUAAGAGAGUAAAAGAAAAACAAAAUUAAAAUUAAAAAUCUAAUUAAAAUUAUAUCAAGCAAAAAUAAAAUAAAAAUAAUUUUGUAAAUGUAAUUAUGUAUAAUUCAUUAUAAUAAUUUUGUAAUUGACUAUUAUAAAAAAUUAACGUGAGAGCUAUCUCAUAGUUUGUUUUGUUAGCAAGAUAUCUUUUGAAUGUAAUUAAAAAAAAUUUGUUGACUUUUUCAACGACAUAUGUAAUAUAAGAUUUGAAUCCGAAACAAUGCGUACACAACGUCCUAUAUACAUUGAACUCCUAAUACAGAUGUGUAGUGAAUACAGAAGAUAGAACAGUUGAAUGAUGAUGAAAACAAAGUUAUGCUUAGGGCUUAGAUUUCGGCUAUUUGGGUCGGUUAUGGAUAGAACAUGUUUGGUUUUGGAUAGGGCAUAGAAAAUUAUAUAUAUAGGAUCCGGUAAUGUUUCGGUUUGGAUCUGGGUUAGUUCCGACCGGGUAAAUACGGAAAUUAUAUAUUUAUUUUUAUUAUCAUUUUAAUUUUUGAACAAAUAUUGUAUAUUUGUUAUUAAGUGAAAGGUAUAGCAAGUAAGUUACGUGGUAAUGAAACUAUAACUUUUCCCUUCCAACCAGGAUUUGAGACUCAGAAUGUGCAAAUCCUUGUUUGUGGAUUUCGGUUUAAACGAGCAUCUGACCAGCUCCGGGUAAAAUUGGAACCAAACCGAUAACCAUAACAUUAUUUGUCAGGUAAAUAUAUUAUAUCUGAACCGAACUGGUCAAUUUCAGGUGACAAUAAAUAGUUAUUUCCUGGUCAUCACAACGUUCCACUCGUAGAAAACAAGAUUUAGCAUGGACAUAUGUCACUCAUAGUUUAGAUUUAAAGGGGAAAAGAAUUCUUACUUAUGACUUUUGUCGUAAGGUUAAUCAUGGAGGUGCAGCGAAUCAAUAGAAUGAAAUAAAACAUCGUAAAAUUAAGUUUAAACUAAUCAAACCCGAUCGAACGGUCGAAUCACAAUGAU